Messenger RNA from Sesamum indicum (sesame), 2332 nucleotides. RefSeq lists its product as uncharacterized. NCBI's taxonomy places the organism in Eukaryota, Viridiplantae, Streptophyta, Magnoliopsida, Lamiales, Pedaliaceae. Gene Ontology annotation, biological process: meristem maintenance; meristem development. The record is from RefSeq and is a predicted model, not a curated record.
GGGAAGCCAAAGCGUCAAACUAAAAAAAACACUAUCUUCUGUCAACUCCAGCAAUGGCAGGUGAUCUUGCAAUGGAAGAAAGAGAGGAGUUGAUGGUUUCUCCAACCGGCGGCAAUGUUUCUCUCAAGACAGCCCAUUUUCUCGUACCCUCUGUCACCUCCAUCGACGGCCCUGUCGUGGCCCCUUCACUCGACUCUUUCAGUUCAGCCGCCACUACAUACAAGGAUUUACUCCUUAAGGUAAACUAUCUUGGGUGGAAACACCCAACGGAAAUAUGGACGACAUGGGUCGAUAAGAUGCACUCUUUACAUCAUUCGACCUGGAAAAGAGCUGGCAUUUUUUAUGCCAUCAUGAAUUCCACCUUCACCAUUCACCGAUACGACGAUCUGAUUUUCUUGUUCGUGGAGAAAUGGUGUCCCGCGACUAACUCCUUCGUGUUCCCCUGGGGAGAAGCCACUAUAACGUUGGAAGAUAUGAUGGUGCUUGGGGGUUAUUCUGUUUCGGGGGAAUCAGUUUUUAGUCCUCCCGGAGACAGAGAAACGGAAGAAAUAGAAAAUAAAUUACAGAAUGCGCGAUCGAGAAUUUGCAGAAGCAAGGCAAAGAAAGCUGACCAGGGGAGACGGAUCACCAAAUUCAUGGACAGUCAAAGUGAAAUUAAGCACGAAGCAUUUCUUGCUUAUUGGCUUUCCAGAUUUGUCUUUCCUUUUUGGCCGGGCACAAUAGGCAGGAGUGUAAUUUCCAUUGCGGUUCACCUGGCGAGAGGGAAGAAAAUUGCGCUUGCGCCCGCUGUUCUUGCCUCCAUUUACAAGAGCUUGACUUUGCUGAAAGCGGCUCUUAAUGCUGCAAGAAAAUCUGGAACACAGGAAUGCAAGAAUGGUGUUCUUGAAGUUAGCAUUUUGGCCCCAUUAGCAGUUCUUCAGGUUUGGAUAUGGGAAAGAUUUCCAUCACUGCGGCCAAAGCCCAAUCCUGUAGCACCAAAUGAGCCAAGAUUGGCUAGAUGGCAUAACUUGAAGAAAUUGAGCACGGAGGAUAUGUUGUUCAAAAUAGAUACUGCUGCUGAAAAUUUUCAAUGGCGCCCUUACGCAACUGCUGUGAGCAAUAGGAUGAUUGACAUGGAUAAUGGACAUUGGGAAUUGGUCAAUUCGAACUUAGAUAAGGAUAUAGAGGGGCUCGUUCGGUGCUUGAGGACGAGUGAGCUUGUUAGCCUGGAAGCUGGUUGUAUAGAGCAGUAUCUGCCCCAUCGUGUGGCCAUGCAAUUCGGAAUGGAUCAGGACCUUCCAGGUCAUGUAGGCCGAGUUAAUGUGAAUCCUGCAAUUGCUUGGAGUAAUUACAGUCGACCAAUCAGAGAUGUGAAACUUUACAUUCCACCUCGCCCUUCUGAGCCACAGGUUACCACCCGGUACUUGAAAUGGUGGAAAAAACUAGUUCUUGGCUGGAGUGGUGUAACUGAGCCUGACACAGAUGGAAACAAUGCUUUUGAAGAUUUGAAAGUAAAAGUAAAGGAGGGCUUAUUCAAAGGGAAAUUAGAAGACGACAUUGUUCCUCCACCUCCCGGCUUUGCUCCAAAGUGGAAGAGAGUGGAAUCAGGUGAUUCAGGAGACUCAGAGCAAUUCCAGAAUGCCAAUUUCGUCACUCAUGAAGCCCCUUUCCGAAGCCCUUUAUCUUCUACUGCAGAUAAUGUUGCUGAGGUUGGUUUGUCUGGAAAAAGUAGUUCUAAGUGUUCGAAAAGGAAAUUUGAAGAAAGCUCAUCCUGGAAGACUUCAGACUGUAAUGCCCGUAAUCCUCCUUCAAAGCAUAGUCAGAUGAAAGCAUCUGAUUUGGGCAUUGAAAUAGAAAAUAUAGUAGUUGAAGUGUCCAGCAGUGGAAGUUACGGUAAGGAUCAGUCUCAAGACGUUGCUCAAGGAAAAAAUCAUUUCUCCCCCGCAGCAAACAACAGAAAUCAUCAGGAGGUAACGUUAUUGGUUGAAUCUACAGAGUCUGAAGCCAAGGGCACACUGGCAAAAGAAGCAUCAGAAGGACGGAUGGAUGAAGUGGAUAUGAAUACUGGUGUCAGCCCGAAUCAAGUCCGGAGCAGCACAUCUGAAGCAACUGAAUUAGAACUUGAAGAAAGGAUCAGGACUGUUGAAAAGCUGUGUGCUUGGUUAGAAGCAGGAAAAUUGGUGUGCCUCUGAUAAAAAAUCCGAACAAUCUAUAGAAAACAAUGGACACUAUAUUUUGAUGCAUCUGGUGCUGAUUAGAGGAAGAGAGGUUGGCUUUUGAUUCAGUCUGUAACUUAAGACAGUUUCUCCUUCCUCGUUCUCUGUGUUGUUAACAAUCUUUGGGGCAUUACUGC